Messenger RNA from Anopheles marshallii, 1851 nucleotides. Its product is annotated as N-acetylgalactosaminyltransferase 6-like. NCBI's taxonomy places the organism in Eukaryota, Metazoa, Arthropoda, Insecta, Diptera, Culicidae. Gene Ontology annotation, cellular component: Golgi apparatus. Bases 1 to 1851 code for a protein of 616 amino acids. The record is from RefSeq and is a predicted model, not a curated record. The transcript has 5 exons.
AUGCGCGUUCCAAGAUUUUUACGACAACUCAAACGUUCCUCGCAUCGAAAGCCCGUGUUCGGUGAAGUGAUCGUGAAGCUACUGUUCCUCGUUUGCUGCUGUAUAAUCACGGUACUGCUGAUAAUUCACAAGUACGAGAAUUUGGAUAACUUCAAGCGAACACUUUACUACCGAUAUGCCAACGAUGGUGAUGGGUUCUAUGCGAUGCCUCGCAAUCUUGACGGCGAAAAGAUGGACUGGCAUAAUUACGACCUGAUGGAGGAAGAGGUUAAACGGGUAGGUCCCGGUGAACAAGGUCGACCGUAUAAGCUUACCAGCAAAAAGGACAUCGCACUUAACGAUAAGCUCUUCAAGGAGAAUGGAUAUUCGGCGGUAGUUAGCGAUAUGAUCGCGUUAAAUCGCUCAGUACCAGACAUACGCCAUCCGAAUUGCCGCACCAAGGAAUAUCUGAAGGAACUCCCAACGGUCAGUGUGAUCGUCAUCUUCUACAAUGAACACUGGAGUGCCCUCCUUCGCACAGUGUACAGCGUUCUGAACCGGUCUCCUCCUUCGCUACUGAAGGAAGUCAUACUGGUGAACGAUCACAGUACGAAACCCUUUCUUUGGGCACCGCUGCGAGAGUUUGUGGAAACGGAACUGGCACCGAAAGUGCGAUUGGUGGAUCUUCCUGAGCGAUCCGGUUUGAUCGUUGCUCGUAUGGCCGGUGCCCGCGAGGCACGGGGUGAUGUACUGAUCGUACUGGAUUCACAUACGGAAGUUAACACCAACUGGCUACCUCCACUGUUGGAACCCAUCGCGGAAGACCACCGAACGUGUGUCUGUCCGUUCAUCGAUGUGAUCGCACACGACACGUUUCAGUAUCGGUCGCAAGACGAAGGCAAACGUGGUGCCUUCGAUUGGAAGUUUUACUACAAACGAUUGCCUCUGCUGCCCGGCGAUCUAGACGAUCCGACGAAACCCUUCAACAGUCCGGUAAUGGCGGGUGGACUGUUCGCCAUCAGUGCCAAAUUUUUCUGGGAACUCGGCGGCUACGAUGAGGGUCUGGACAUUUGGGGCGGUGAACAGUACGAGCUAAGCUUCAAAAUCUGGCAAUGCGGAGGCCGUCUUGUUGAUGCGCCCUGUUCCCGCGUCGGGCAUGUCUAUCGCGGAUACGCACCGUUUGGUAAUCCGCGUGGCGUAAACUUUGUGGUGCGAAACUUCAAGCGCGUGGCCGAGGUGUGGAUGGAUGAGUACAGUCAGUUUCUGUACGAACGUAACCCUCAGUUUGCCAAGACGGACCCGGGCGAUUUAGGCAACCAACGAGAGCUACGGGAAAGGUUGCAGUGUAAACCGUUCAAAUGGUUCCUGGAAGUGGUAGCACCGGAUUUACUUGUGCGCUACCCUCCGCGCGAUCCGCAACCAUUCGCAUCCGGUCGGGUGCAGAGUGUGGCCAAUCAGAAACUUUGUCUCGACUCGCUGAACCAUCAGGCAAAACAACCGAUCGGACUGUACACGUGCGCUUCGAACAAAACUCACCCCCAGAAUAAUCAGUUCUUCACGCUGUCGUACCAUCGGGACAUUCGUGUGCGAAGCAACGAUAAGUGUCUGGAUGCGGCCAAACUGAAUGAUGAGAUAGUACUGUUUAGCUGCCACGAGUCUCAGGGCAAUCAGAUGUGGCGGUAUGAUUACGAAUCGAAAAUGAUCAUCCACGGUAAAGACCAUCUAGGGCAAUGCCUUGAAGCGGAUCUCGCCACCAACCAGUUGUUCAUCAGAAGCUGUGAUAAGGAAAAUCCAUCCCAAAAGUGGAACUGGGGCUUCAUCAACUUUGUACAUCUGCAGAACUGGGAUGUUUAUGGAGCAAAGUUUCUAUAG